Messenger RNA from Vanrija pseudolonga, 3802 nucleotides. It is a transcript of the gene YRR1, whose product is annotated as Zinc finger transcription factor YRR1. Gene Ontology annotation, molecular function: DNA-binding transcription factor activity, RNA polymerase II-specific; DNA binding; zinc ion binding. Gene Ontology annotation, biological process: regulation of DNA-templated transcription; DNA-templated transcription. The record is from RefSeq and is a predicted model, not a curated record. NCBI's taxonomy places the organism in Eukaryota, Fungi, Basidiomycota, Tremellomycetes, Trichosporonales, Trichosporonaceae. Bases 446 to 3637 code for a protein of 1063 amino acids. The transcript is spliced from 3 exons.
CCAUCUCCACCUCUUUCUCAAACUCUCUCGUCUGUAUCAACACCACUCUUUCCGCAGCACUCGCUCUUCUCCUGGUUCAUUGCGGUGCAUCCCCAACGCCCGUACCACCACCUCGUCGUCGACACGUCCUUUGCAUCCCCAGCUGCGCGCCGAGGCCCCUGCCGCAACACGCCCCUUAUCUCUGCACCACGCCCUGCCGAAACCCAACACUUGCGUGGCGAAAUCGGCCGCCGGCACGCAUGGAAUGACCCGACACGCUGGCCUUUCCUAAGAGAAAUCAACCCUCUACCUACCACUCGACUCUUGCACGCCGACAGGCUUGACCCACUCCCGUGACGCAAGCUUGCCGCGUGUAAGUACCGACGCGACCUAGGCUUCGACUGUAUCACUACCACCUCGAUCCUCGCUUCUUCCCCACCCACCAGCCAUUCACUCCCCGCCGGCCAUGUCUGGCCCAUUUUUGGAUGGCCUGAACCACACAAUGCCAGUACCUCGGGAUAUCCCCAAUCGCCCAAACCUGCAGGGUAUUAUCCCAGUCGAAACUGCCAGUAACACGACCAUCCCCAACGCAGCAGCUGGUUCUUCCGCAGCAGCGGCAGCCGCUGCUGCCGCAACCGCAGCCGGCACUCCGAACGAUGUCGCAGGCGUGCUCCGUCGUAACCAGGCAUGUCUAGCAUGUCGACGACGUAAGCUGAAAUGUGACGCGGUGAGGCCGCAUUGCUCAACCUGCGUCCGAUCAUAUCGUCACCUCCUUCGUACCGCACCUGGAACCCGGCCCGUCCUUUCGUGCGAGUACGAUGAUGCACCCGACAAGGAACCUGGCCAGGGCGAUACAGAGCGCACAUCACCCACUGAAGACGAUGAUGAUGCCAAGAAGAAGAAACGCAAGGCGUCUGGUGGCCGCAAGAAGCGGGACGAGGACCUUGACGAGGAGAGAGAUCGUUUGGCGAAGCGCAUUCUCGAGCUAGAGAACCAGCUGGCCACCAAGGCCAGCGCGGCCGCUGCCGGCUCGUCGUCGUCGUCGUCGUCGCAGGCAUCUAAAUGGACGGGGUCGUUCGGGUCGUCGACUGACUCGCCGGCUACAUUCCUCGAAAUGUUGCAGAACGGCACGUCGUCGUCGCAGCCCCCGUCGGCUUCGACAUCGGCACCAAUCUUUCCCGUCGGCCUCACGCCACUUUGGACGUCAAACGAUCGUAGUGAGACAACUGGCCUGCCACUGUUCCCGUACAUCGACAACGACAUCUCCAUGUCGUCGGUGGAGCCGGCCGGCGAUGCGUCGACAUUACGGCCUUCAGAUGCCGCUCCCGCCAUGCUCUCCCCGAACGGCGUCUUCAAUUUCUCGCCGGCGCCGUCGGGACCAACUUGGAACCCGGCGAAUACGGAGCCGACAAAGCAGUCGUCCGGCGACUCUGCAUCAUCCUGGCGGGGUCUCGAGUCGGCCCUGCCGCAGAUGAGUGCAAACAGCUACGCAGAUGGAGCCAACGGACCGAUUGAAACGGCAGCGUUGGAUGAGAUUGCAGCGUCGAAAGCCGCCGCUUUCCAGCAAUCGAUUGGUGUCGACAGCUUUGGCGGCGUCGCCAUGGACGGAGUGCUUGAUAAUCAGAUUCUCAUGGAUCUGUUCUGGCCAGGGUGGCCGCCGAACCUUCCGGAGCCGCCGGUGGUCAAUGCGCUCGUCGAGGUCUUUUUCGACACUGUCCCCAACAUGCCCCGAAUCUUGCACCGGGCUCGUUUCCUCGCGCGCAUGGCGCUCCCGCCGACGCAUUCAAACUUUCCGCACCCUGCGCUCAUCCACUCUAUCUGCUCGCUCGCUGCCAGCUGGGCGGCGCCUGGUGUCACUGAAGGCGCGACCCUGAAGAGCACCUUUGGUGGCCGGGGAUCGAGCCCGACACAGCAGGACUCACUUCCAUUUGGUUUACGCCAGGCCGCAUUCGCCAAGGAUGCCGUGCAGGACGGUCUCAACACGGGUAACCGUCUCUUCGAUGUUGUCCGUGCCAUGAUCGUUCUCUGUCGGGUGUUCAUCGACGACACUCGAAUGCUCGAGUGCUGGACUUACUGUGGUCUGGUUUCGCGGAUGAUUCUGCCGCUGGGUCUCAACGUUCGCUCGGCCGAGCUGUCACUCAAGUCGGUCAUGCUUCCUCCGCCAGUCGACGCUCUUGAGCGCGAGGAGCGCCGCGCGGUCGUGUGGAUGGCAAUGUACCACGACACGAUCGCGUCGGCCGCGUCUGGAUGGGGCACGUCAAUGGCGCUCGACGAGCUCACUGUGCCGCUCCCCGUCUCCAUGAAGGACUUUGAAGCAGGCCACGAGACCAUGGACUCGAACCCGCAGGACCUCGAGUCGCUAGACCUGUACAUCAAGCACCCCGUCGUCGACGCGUUCGUCAUGAGCCUGAAGGGUGCCGUCUUACUCAACCGUGUCAACAAAUUCGCGAGGAAGUGGAAGAACCGCCGCAUGCGUGACAAUGACGACCUCGACGGCAUGCAGCGUCCCGAGUUCCGCGAACUUGCCAACGCGAUUGCCUGCUUGCAGAUGAGCUUCCCAGCCAGCCUUCGGACCCCGGCCAAGCUCGACGACAAGAACAAGUUGGACGUGGACCUCAUCAGCGCCCAUGUCAUCCCCCAGUCGGCCAUCAUUUGCCUGUACGAGCCGUUUGCCGACAUUACCGACCCGAAUGACCAGCCGGCUCGCCGCAUUCUCAACGCCUCGCAGGCCAUCGUCGGAGUCGUCCAGCAGAUUGCUGGAACUGACCAGGCCGCCAACCUCGGUGCCAUCAUGCACUCAUCAUCGUCGGUCGGCCUCGUGACUGCCGCCCGAACUCUUCUUCUCUUCUAUCGCCACGCUCUCAAUAUUGGCGACCAGGCCUCGGCUGAUGCCCACCGCGCCGACAUUGAGACUGCCCGCAUGGCACUGGCGCAAUACGGCGCCAAAUUCAAGAUUGGGUACCACCACGCGCAGCUCAUCGAGUACUUCCUCGACCGUGCCACGCGGCCAACGUUUGAAAAGUUGGCCGCACACUACCCGGAACACCCACGCUCUGGGGCAGUCGAGCUCACGCCGACUGCCAACUUUGGCCUGUGCAUCAUGAACGCGCUCAACAUCAAGCGAGGAUACUGGCGUGUCGCACCGGGAUCACAAAAUCAGUACCCCGCAGGCGUCGGCAUCAAUGUCGGACCCGUCGUUUCCCCCGCCGGUUCCACACCAGGUAGUCAAGCGUCGGUCGGCUCCGGCUCCGUCCCCAACAACAACAACAAUAGCAACCCGCAACAUCGCACCUCGGUAGGCGCCUAUGACUCGCCAGGAUCGUCUGGAGCACCCUCGCUUACCUCGUCGUCGACAGCCAGUGCCUCGUCACUGGGGUGGCCCGGAGCGGCGGGAGCAACUGCGUUUAAUGGCGUAAUGCCGCCUGCUGCUGCGCCUGCGAAGCAACUUUCGCAGCAGGAGAAGGAGAAGAACAACUUUGCGUACAACUUCCUCUACAACCACGGGCCGCCCGACAAGGACAACAAGGAUUACGACAUCUUCGCCGAGAAGGACUGCAUCCUUGGCGGCCACGCGAUGCCGAACCUGGCGGCCGAGAAGCUGGCCGAGGCGAACAGGCUGAGUGAGCAGCUGGCGAGUGGGAUAGUGGAGCUGGAUUAGGGAGAGGGGAGAGGGAGGAGAUACGAGGGAUGAGAGCCUGGAGGGACGUAGGGAAGUAGGACACCCCAUUAACAUUUUACCGAAACCGUGUCGCGUCCUAGACCUGUAUCUAGUUUUCUUCGUGUGUGUUGAGACCAGACAGAACAUGUAUGAUAAUCAUGGCAA